GAACUUGAGUUGUGAUUUUUUGUUUUCAUUGAGUGUAAUUAGCGAGCUUACAUUGUUUAUUUAUGAAUCAAAAGUUCUGGUAUUUGUACUCACCUGCUAUUUUGCAUUAAUGAUUCAUCAUGUGGAUGUUUCUCCAAAAGAAAAAAAAAAAAGAAGAGAAAAACAAGGAUAGACUACAAGAUAUAUCUUAAUAACCCUACUUUGGGUACUUCCGAACAAGUUUUGUGGAUGUAUGUCGCUAAAUGUAGGAAAAAGAUACAGAUAAGGCUACAGGUUGUGAAAUAAUAAUCAUUGUAAACCAUGUAUAUUUAUAGGUCUUCUAAUCUUCCAUGGGUAACUUCCUCACAUGAUAAUAGAAGAAAGAAAAGGAUACAGAUUUGAUUUGAUAUAUUAUCCAUUGUAGUGUGUGCUUUCUGAUUUUUACUGUCUUAUUUUCAAUCCUAUUCUACAACUAGAUCUCGGCUCAAUAGAAAUGUAUCCGUCGCAGGAUUGUAAGGAAAUAAGACAGCAAAGUACUAAAUUUGCCAAUAAAGUUGUGAUCUGCUGUAUAAAUCUUUUAAUACCCAAACUAAUUAGGAUUUGCUACUUAGUGUUAAUAUAAUCAGGACUCUGGAUAUUACACUCUGGGAAAUAGGAGGAAAAGAAAAGGAAAAGGUGGACAAUAGGAAAAGUAAAGUAUUUUAGUGUCUAGUGCCGCUUUUUUUUUUUCCUUUUUCUUUUCUUUUUUGGCAUUUUAUUGUGAAAGGACCCAAUUUAAUUGCGAAACUUCGGUUACAUAAUAGUUGAAGAAAGAGACGUCAAAACUUAGAACCAAUGUCAUAAUUCAAGGGUGCCACAACAUAUAAGCUUAAAGAGGAUGUACGUCAUUGUGUUGGAGGGCAUUUUAUUCCAGUACGAGUUCAGAGUGUAGUACAAGAUUUAGUCUUCAUUGUUGAUCAUGUGCAAGAUCUAGUCUUAAUACCAGUUGUCUCUGAGAACUAUAAGUCCAAUACAGAAAUCUAGUAUCUUCCCUACCUUGAGACCAGUAAGCUGGCCAUCUAGAAAUUUUGAAUAACUUAACUCAUUACUUGGUUUUACCUAUCCAAGAAAAAGGAAGGGAAAAGCAGAAACUUGUUGCUAGUUUUGAAACAGACAAUAGCUGAAUAACCUUGUCCCCUCCAAUUAAAAACAUGAUAUGACACAAAAUUUUGCUGCUGCUUAUAGAUUAUAUGUGAAGCCAAAGUUAAAUCUGCAACCAUUGAAACAUAAUGAAUUAGUUCCUUAUUCAUUCAAUCGUGUACUACAUAAAAAAGUUUGUGAAUCUUAACUGUAAAACCCCAAACUAGAUAGAGGUGGCUAAUAAAUAAACAUUUAAUAUGAAAUCUUUUGCUCCCCUUGCCACUGGAGAAUCCGACAAAUGCAUGCACUUGUGUAGUGAUAAAACUGUAUUACACGCUCAGGGAAUUAUGUUUCACGUCAUAUUUUUUCGUGGGUCAAAGUAGACUUUCAAAGGAUCAACACUAUUUGUGAUCUACAGGAGCAACACUGACCUUCUUUGGAUUUUCUGAGCAGUUCAUUGGGAACUUUUCUGAAUCAUCCUUAUAUCUAGGGACAGUUGUAACGUGAACAGUCCAAAUACGAAGUUCCUGUAAUUUUUACCUUUGCUAUAUUUAUUUUGAUCUGUUGCAAUUUUGAAGAAGUACGAUGACCUGACAUGGAUUGAGGCCUUCAGAUCUCUUCUUUUGCUCUUCAAUUUUGAAAUUUGUAAAUGUUCGUGGGUUUACUAAUUUUAGAAAGAAUUUGGCAUUUUUAACUUAUGUUGUUUGAUUGACUGAGUUUUGAGAAAUUCUCUUACUACAUCAAUGGAGAGCUUAGCGCACCUUGAAGCUUUGUGUGAGAGGCUUUACAAUUCACAGGAUUCUACUGAGCGAGCUCAUGCAGAAAAUACACUAAAAUGCUUCUCAGUAAAUAGCAGCUAUAUUUCACAAUGUCAGUACAUUCUGGACAAUGCAUCAACUCCUUAUGCAUUGAUGCUGGCUAGUUCAAGCUUGUUGAAGCAAGUGUCCGAACAACGCCUAUCUUUGGCGAUCCGGUUUGAUAUUCGCAACUAUCUCAUAAAUUACCUUGCAACAAGAGGAAUUGACUUGGAGACUUUUGUAACUGCAUCUUUAAUUCAACUUUUUUGCCGAGUUACGAAGUAUGGGUGGUUUGAGGAUGACAUCUUCAGAGAGGUGGUCAAAGAAUCCACCAGCUUCUUGAAUCAGACAACAUCUCAUUGUGCAAUUGGUUUGAAGAUACUGAAUCAACUCGUGUCGGAAAUGAAUCAGCCCAGUCCUGAAUUGCCAUCAGCACAACAUCGUAGAGUGGCUUGCUCCUUCAGAGAUCAAUCACUUCUUCAAGUAUUCCAAAUAUCCCUGACAUCAAUGUCCCAAGUGAAAAAUGAUGCAACAAUUUCUGAGGAUGCAGCUAGCAGCAAACUACAAGAACUGGCUCUUACUCUGUCCCUAAAAUGUUUAUCAUUCGACUUUAUGGGAACAACAGUUGAUGAAAGUUCGGACGAUUUUAGCACUAUUCAGAUCCCAUCUUCAUGGAAGCAAGUCUUGGAGGAUCAAUCGACGGUGCAAAUUUUUUUUGACUAUUAUGAGAUUAGUAAGCCAAACAUAUCGAAGGAGGCUUUAGAGUGUUUAGUCCGUCUGGCUUCAGUGAGGAGAUCGCUGUUUACAAAUGAUACUUCUAGGGUAAAAUACUUGGCACACCUGAUGACAGGAACGAAAGACAUUAUGCAAACUGGGAAAGGUCUGGCUCAUCAUGAUAAUUAUCAUGAGUUCUGUCGGCUUCUUGGACGUUUUAAAGUCAAUUAUCAGUUAUCAGAGCUUGUCAAUGUGGAAAGUUAUAGGGACUGGAUACGUCUGGUUGCCGAAUUUACUUUGAGAUCUUUGCAAUCUUGGCAGUGGGCUAGCAGCAGUGUUUACUACCUUCUUGGACUGUGGUCUAGAUUGGUUUCAUCAGUGCCAUAUUUGAAGGGAGACACACCAAGCCUUCUUAGUGAAUUUGUGCCAGAGAUUGUCAAAAGUUUUAUAACAUCUAGAUUUGGUUCCUUACAGGGUGAAGUCUCUGAUCUCUCAGAGAAUCCCCUUGACAAUGUUGAACUUCUUCAAGAUCAGCUUGAUUGCCUUCCUUAUCUUUGCAGAUUUCAGUAUGAUAGCUGUAGCUCAUACGUUAUGCAGAUAACUGAUCCUCUGUUGCAGAUCUAUAUGGAAUCUGCUGAUCCUCAAGUUCUUACAAUGGUGGAAACAAAAUUUGCUUGGAUAGUUCACAUAAUUGCAGCUAUUGUUAAGACUAAGCAACUUAGUGGAUACAAUGGGGAAUCUCAAGAAAUUCAUGACGCAGAACUUUCAGCACGUGUACUGCAGCUGAUAAAUGUUACCGAUAGCGGUUUACGCAGUCAGAGAUAUGCAGAAACAAGCAAACAACGUCUUGAUCUAGCUAUUCUUGUGUUCUUCCAGAACUUCAGAAAGUCGUAUGUUGGAGAUCAGGCAAUACAUUCAUCAAAGCAACUAUAUGCUAAAUUGGCUGAGUUACUUGGGCUCUAUGAUCAUAUGCUUAUAUUGAAUAUCAUUGUUGGGAAGAUAGCAACCAAUCUUAAGUUUUAUGGAGAGUGUGAGGAAGUUAUCAGUCAAACAUUAAAUCUCAUGUUGGAAAUGGCAUCUGGAUAUAUGACUGCAAAACUUAUUGUAAAGUUGGAUACAACUCAACUAAUAAUCUCCAAUCGGAAUAGGGAAGAGUUCUCAUUUUUAGGGGACUACAGGUGCUCACGUAGUAGAACAACCUUCUACUACAUUAUUGGCUUGCUCAUCUUUUUGGAAGAUAGCUUUUUGAAAUUUAAAGCAUCAAUGGAUCCACUUUUGCAGGUAUUUCUGAGUUUGGAAUUGAUACCGGAUGCCUUGUUUUGCACUGAUGAUGUUAAACAAGCAUUAAUUGGGUUGAUGAGGGAUCUCAGAGGAAUUGCAAUGGCUACAAGUAGCCGAAGGACAUACGGUUUCCUAUUUGAUUGGUUAUAUCCAGCACAUAUUCCUCUUCUUCUUAAGGCCAUAACAAUAUGGGCAGACACUCCAGAGGUGACAACACCGCUACUCAAGUUCGUAGCUGAGUUUGUGCUGAACAAGUCCCAACGACUGAACUUUGAAACUUCAUCUCCCAAUGGCAUUCUUCUUUUUCGAGAACUCAGCAAAUUGAUUGUUACAUAUGGAUCCAUAAUUCUCUCACUGCCUAAUCGUGUGGAUAUGUAUCAGUUCAAAUAUAAGGGCAUUUGGAUUUCCUUGACUAUUCUUUCAAGGGCACUUGCUGGUAACUAUGUCAACUUUGGGGUGUUUGAGAUUUAUGGCGACAGAGCGCUUGUAGAUGCUUUUGACAUUGCUAUGAGGAUGGUACUAUCUAUUCCUUUGGCAGAUAUACUUGCCUACAGAAAGCUUUCAGGAGCUUACUUCACAUUUCUGGAAAUCAUGAUGAAAAACCAGAUCCAGUUGAUACUAAACUUGGACUCCAAUAGCUUUACAUUUAUCGCUGGAUCUCUUGAGUCUGGACUUAAAGUACUGGAUGCUAAUAUCAAAUCACAGUGCGCAUCUGCUGUAGACAACUUGGCUACUUUUUAUUUCGAACACAUAACAGCUGGAGAAUCACCUACUACCCCCAUGGCUCUGAACUUGGCGCAACAUUUAGCAGAUUGCCCGGACAUAUUUCUUGAGAUAUUGAAGACUCUCUUUGAGAUUGUUUUAUUUGAAGAUUGUGGCAACCAAUGGAGCCUAAGUCGUCCGAUGCUGAGUAUGAUACUCAUUAGCGAAGAGAUGUUCUCAAGCUUAAGAGCUCAGAUUUUAUCUUCACAGCCAGCAGACCUACAACAACGUCUUUCACUGUGCUUUGACAAACUUAUGGCUGAUAUAACCCGAAGCUUGGAUCAGAAGAAUAGAGAUAAGUUCUCCAACAAUCUAACUAGAUUCAGGAAUGAGUUUCGGACCAGAUAAGUACAGUGAUAUCAGCAAGUGGUGGAUCCCUUGUACAUAUAUAAUAGCCUUUCUCUUGCUUUCCCAAACACAUACAUAAAAGAAAAGGCACAAUUCGAAGGACAGGGAAAGUGAGAGCCAAGAAAAAAGAAGCAACAUGAAGAUUUGUUCUCCCUUUCCUCCCCAUGGGUGACAUGCAUUCUGUGUUGUGAUUUAUGUCAUAUUUUGCUAAAUCCGUGGUGCAAUUUUACUGAAGAUUUUACUUUUGCUAGUAGAAAUGCAAAGGAUCGUUAGUGUUUUUUUGACAAGAGAAUUUGUAGAUACUGUCAUUAACGUAUUGGAUUAUAAGAAUCAACUAAUGCAAUGGUAUUACUGAUGGGGGGUUUCUGCA
Molecule: messenger RNA, 5370 nt
Organism: Capsicum annuum
Lineage: Eukaryota; Viridiplantae; Streptophyta; Magnoliopsida; Solanales; Solanaceae
Product: exportin-7-A
Exons: 29
Coding region: 1842-5000 (1052 amino acids)
Biological process (GO): protein export from nucleus
Cellular component (GO): nuclear pore; cytoplasm
Molecular function (GO): small GTPase binding; nuclear export signal receptor activity
Source: RefSeq, a predicted model, not a curated record